This is a messenger RNA of Taeniopygia guttata (zebra finch), 2181 nucleotides long. It is a transcript of the gene C6H10orf143, whose product is annotated as chromosome 6 C10orf143 homolog. The record is from RefSeq and is a predicted model, not a curated record. Lineage: Eukaryota; Metazoa; Chordata; Aves; Passeriformes; Estrildidae.
GUCCCGGGGCGGUGCCGGUGCCGCCAUGGCCGCGGGGCCGGUGCGGGGCCGGCGUGGAGCGCUCGGGCCGGGGGCAGCCGGGGAGCCGGAACGCAUGACAGAGAGGAAUCAGAAUCCCAGCCUGGUUUGGGUUGGAAGGUUGGAUUUUAAGGCAUUUGGACUUAGAGGAAUAGCAGAUUUUCAAGGCCAGAGUUCCCAAUGUGUCCGGGUUUGGACUGAUCUUCAGAAGCGGGUGUGCCAGCUGCUGGACACUAUUCCCCGGGAGGCUGGUGCCCAGCUCGUGGGCUGUGCCAUGGAUGUGGAUUCCAGGCAGAAACUCCUCCCUGACUCUGCUCCCUGGGCUGCAAGGACCAAGCAGAAUUCCGUGAUUUUGGAAAAUCAUGGGAGCAAGGGCAUUUCCCAGCCCUGCCCGAGAUGUGUUGCUGGAGAAUCUGGCCACUUCAGUCACAUCCUGGGCUUCUAGAGGAGGAGAGGGACCAGAGGAGCAGCUCUGAUUCCUGAGCUGGUCCUGCCCUGCCCUGCUGCCACUCUGGGCACCACUGCUGCCAUCCUCAGAAUUUGUUUUAAAAGGACAAGGAGAGGCUGAUUUCAUGUUUAGGUAGCUCAGAAUUUGUUUUAAAAGGACAAGGAGAGGCUGAUUUCAUGUUUAGGUAGCUCAGAAUUUGUUUUAAAAGGACAAGGAAAGGCUGAUUUAAUUUUUAGCUCAGAAUUUGUUCAUAAAGGACAAGAAAAGGCUGAUUUCAUGUUUAGGUAGCUCAGAAUUUGUUUUAAAAGGACAAGGAAAGGCUGAUUUAAUUUUUAGCUCAGAAUUUGUUCAUAAAGGACAACAAAAGGCAGGUUUCAUGUUUAGGUAGAAUUCAUUCAUAAAGGACAAGGAAAUGCAGAUUUCAUGUUUAGGUAGCUUAGAAUUUGUUCAUAAAGGACAAGGAAAGGCAGAUUUCAUGUUUAGGUAACUCAGAACUUGUCUAAAAAGGACAAGAAAAGGCAGAUUUCGUGUUUAGGUAGCUCAGAAUUUGUCUAAAAAGGACAAGAAAAGGCAGAUUUCGUGUUUAGCUCAGAAUUUGUUUUAACAGGACAAGAAAAUGGUGAUUUCAUGUUUAGCUCAGAAUUUGUUCAUAGAGGACAAGGAAAUGCAGAUUUCAUGUUUAGGUAGCUCAGAACUUGUCUAAAAAGGACAAGAAAUGGCUGAUUUCGUGUUUAGGUAGCUCAGAAUUUGUUUUAUACGUAAAGGUCAAAAAUUUUAAGAUAAAAAAAUGUAAGGCUAUCCUGUCCUCCCUCUUUCUUCUUCCUUAGUCCAUGUUCUUAGUAAUGUUGGCACUCACAAAUUAGUUUAAAGUAAAAAAGCACCAUUUAAUAUAAAUAAUAAACAUUAAAAAGAUUUCAAACAUUUAACACAUAAUACACCAUAUAGAAAAUAAAAUCAGCCCUAAGCAAGGAAAAAUAAAAAGACAAAAAACAAAACAAAAAAAAUCAAAGUACGUGUGUGCCUUUACCUAAGCUGCUAAACAAACUGCAGCAGCUCAGAAAAAAAAAAUGUUUUAAAUAACUUAAAAUAAACAACAGCAGCUCCCUGGCCUCUCCAGCUGAAUAAAACCACCUUUAGCUCCUCUCACACCCCUGAUAUUCCUGAUUUUUUCCCCACAUUGGAAGGCAGAAGCAAUUCCAAGGUGAGCUUUUCCUCUCGGAUGUGCUGCCUUGCUCCGUGUUUUCCAGCAGGGCAAGGAGGGAUUUUUUUAAAAUCUCUGCCUGGAAACAAAUUGGAGUUUAAUUGUCUGCUCCACUGAAGGCUUUUAAUAGUGAUAUUUUUUUAAAUAGAUGUGUUUGUAAUUUAUUUUGGGAUUUUCCAGGAUCAUAAAGCUGGCACGGGCUGGGGCACUGAAUAUUCCUUUAAAGCAGAUUUGUGUCAAAUCUGCAGUGGAACCACAGAGUUAUUUUUGUAUGCCUUGUAGAACUCUGAAAUUUUGUUUUCUUGAUGAAAAAAAAUAUAUAAACUUUUUAUUCCCUACUGCUGUGGUUUGUACACAGAAUAACCAGAGUGAUGCUUUAUUUACCUGUAUAUAGAGAGAAAGGCCCUGGCCUGUUUUUAAUUCAGGUUUAAAGGAUCUAAUUCUUAUUUUUAACUUUGUAUUUUGUAAAUUGUUCCUUACAAAAGCAGAAACAUUAAACACCACUUUGGCUGCA